Molecule: messenger RNA, 3533 nt
Organism: Stegostoma tigrinum
Lineage: Eukaryota; Metazoa; Chordata; Chondrichthyes; Orectolobiformes; Stegostomatidae
Gene: ccnt2a
Product: cyclin T2a
Exons: 9
Coding region: 60-2267 (735 amino acids)
Biological process (GO): positive regulation of DNA-templated transcription, elongation; regulation of transcription by RNA polymerase II
Cellular component (GO): nucleus; cyclin/CDK positive transcription elongation factor complex
Molecular function (GO): cyclin-dependent protein serine/threonine kinase activator activity
Source: RefSeq, a predicted model, not a curated record
CGGACGGCAGUGCGCAUGCGACCUGCGCGACUCUGGGAGUUGGUCACGGUGUCGGGUAAAUGGCAGCUUCAGCCGCAUCGUCGAAAUGGUAUUUCACCCGGGAGCAGCUGGAGAACACGCCAUCCCGGCGGUGCGGGAUCGACACGGACAAGGAGCUCUCGUACCGGCAACAGGCCGCCAAUCUAGUCCAGGACAUGGGCCAGCGGCUCAAUGUCUCUCAAUUGACCAUCAACACUGCAAUUGUUUAUAUGCACAGAUUUUAUAUGCAACAUUCUUUCACAAGGUUUCAUAGAAAUGUUAUUUCCCCUGCUGCUUUGUUCUUGGCUGCAAAGGUAGAGGAACAGCCACGUAAACUUGAGCAUGUCAUAAAAGUGGUGCAUGCCUGCUUGAAUCCUCAAGAACAGCCGCUAGAUGUUAAGAGUGAUGCGUACCUUCAACAGGCCCAAGAUCUGGUCAUACUUGAAAGUAUUAUUCUGCAAACCUUGGGUUUUGAGAUUACUAUAGAGCACCCUCAUACUGAUGUGGUGAAAUGUACCCAGUUAGUGAGAGCAAGCAAGGAUUUGGCACAGACAUCCUAUUUCAUGGCUACCAACAGUUUGCAUCUGACAACAUUUUGCUUGCAGUACAAACCUACCGUGAUAGCGUGUGUGUGUAUACAUCUGGCUUGCAAGUGGUCCAACUGGGAAAUACCUGUAUCCACAGAUGGAAAACAUUGGUGGGAAUAUGUGGAUCCAUCUGUAACUCUGGAAUUACUUGAUGAGUUAACGCAUGAAUUUCUGCAAAUACUGGAGAAAACUCCAAGCAGAUUAAAGAGGAUACGAAACUGGCGGGCUAAUCAGGCUGCAAAGAAACCAAAAGUAGAUGGUCAGAUAGCUGAUAAUGUUCUUCCUGGUUCAUCUGGGCCCCAUGAAUCUACGUGUUCUGUUGGUGGUGAUCCUGCUUCGAGUACAAAUUUUCCUAAAUCAAAUUCCACAACUGCUCUACCUGCAUCGUUGAACUCUGGUAUUUCAAUGCCUGCACAUGUCCCUGAGAUGAUGGCUACCACUUCAUUCACUUCUACCUCCCAGCAAGAGUGGCCUCAGCAUCCUCACCAGAACAUGGAGCAAGUUCAUUCUCAUAAACAAGAUUUGUCAGCACCUGUUAACAAAAAUGAUAUGAUCUGCACUCAGCAGUCAACUUCUGGACAGUUAGCUCAAAGUCAUCAUCGAUCUGAAAAGGUUUCAGGGCACUCAUCUAGUAAACAUGAACAUCUUAAAUCUGGUAAUGGCAAACAUCAUGGAUUCCCCCUUCCAUCUGUACCAGCUCCUCAAAAAUUAGCUUUGGACAGAUACAGGGAGAAAUUUGCUGCAGAACUGGCAGUACAGAAACGCAAACUAGAAACACUGGAGUCUGAUGUGAAAGAACAGUAUGCUUCUGCUGCUCAAGCCCUGGUAGAACAACAGAAAAAACGUCCACCAGUGCAACAGCAAAUUCAGCAUAAUAGUAAUUCUGUGACUUCACCAAUUAAAAUGAAAAUCCCUAUUUCAUCAGAAAAAUCAGAAAGACAUGCAGCUGAUAAAAAAGAAAAGGGUUUGCUUAAAUUGAGGAUACCUAUCCCACCAACAGAAAAGGCUUCUAAGGAUGAGCUAAAAAUGAAAAUUAAAGUCCCCUCAUCUGAAAGACACAGCUCCUCAGAUGAGGGCAGUGGUAAGAGCAAGCACACAAGUCCACAUGCAAACAAGGAUCAUAAGGAAAAACGGAAGGACCAUUCUUCUCAUCAUCACCACCAUAGCAGCCACAAGCAUUCGCAUAGUAGCAGCAGUAGUGGGAGUAGUAGACAUGGUAUCGAUGGAUCGAAAGGAGGAGCUUUGCGGAGUCCCGUGGGUCUGAGCGGUGAUGGCAGCUCCACUGGCUCCAGCUCUUCACGCAAGAGGGCGCACGCCAGUGAUACCUCUCACAACCACCAUGCCAAAAUGAGCAAAACCUCCAAGACUGCAGGUACUUCAUCUAGCUCUUCUUCCUCUUCCUCUUCUUCUUCCUCCUCUGUGAAGCAGUAUAUAUACCCUUACAACUUAAUUCUUAACCUUCCCUCCUCCCCUCCUCCCACUGUCACAUACCAGGUGGGCUAUGGACAACUCAGCACCCUCAUGAAACUGGAUAGGAAACCUGCAGAGGCCAACGGUCACAACGCCAAUCCAGAAUACAAUGCAAACAGUCAGCACAUGGACUACAAAGAUACUUACGAUAUGCUGGAGUCACUCUUAAGUGCCCAAGGAGUGAACAUGUAGCCGUCAUUCGAAGCCUGUGUUUGAAGUUGGAAUUCUCCCUCUUAAUUCAGCUGUGACAAAAGUCAUUGCUGCCACUGCUUCCAUUAGAUCUGAGCGCUGCUUCCCCAUUCUCCACUUUGAUAAGGAGAUUAGCGUAAGCAUAAUCAGAGGUGAAUGUUGAAAGGGUUGUGCUCUACAUAGUAUUACAAAACUGUAACUUCUAGCAUGAGAUGUGCAUAUUUAAUUUUGCCGAUUUUUCAGCAAUUGAAAAUUAAAGAUGGCAGACUGCUGCUUGUGAAGGUUUAAUGCCUAAUACGUUGUGCACACUGAUAAUGUGGCAGGUUAUUGGUUUUGCAAUCUGUCAAAGCCUGUGUUCAUAUUGCCACAUCUUUCAAAGGAGUGCAAUUUUUUCAAAUUUCAUUUUUGUCCUUCUAUUGUAUGGUGAUUUUUGCAUGUUUCUAGGACAAAAGGGAUGUAAAAUGGACAUUAGAGACAACUGUAUUAGUUUACCAGAAAGUGGAGAAAAAUGUACAUACAUUUUUGUAUGUUUAGAUGUACUAUGAAUACUCAGGUUUGGAGCUGCUUGUAAGUAUAAAAAGUUUAAAAAAAGAGAGGUUUACAUAUGACUGAAUUUGCUAUAAAGUGCAUUUAACAAUUUUCAUGCUUGUUGAAGUAAUUUACCCAGGCAACGUGCUGUUUCUUGAUUACUUUGGGUUAUUAAUGUAACAUUUAAAAAAUUGUCAUGGCUCAUGUAGGAGAGAAGUCAAGUCAUAAGUAUGAUGGCUGUAUUUUUUUAGGUUAGCUCUUUAAGUAUUACUUUAAAUACAUCUUAAUCUACAGGGAUCAAAGUGUCAAUCAGCAUCUUAACUUUCCAGCUUCUGUAUGCUUGGAUUAUAAAGUAAAAGGAACAAGUUACUGUUAAUAAUGUGAUUUUUUUCAGGCAUAUAUAUAUAUAUAGGUUUGCAGUCAACCACACAAGUAAGGACAUCUUAAAAAGGUAUUAUCUGACCUUUUAUGGCUUAUGGAAACACCAAAAUAAUACUGUUGAAAAUGAUAAGAAUACAGUUUAAUUAUUGUACUAACUUUGUGGAGGACAAAGCAGCCUGUGAGAAGAUCUACUGUUCUCAAAAGCUGAACUGUUUUGGGUCUUAAGUAAUCGAGACUGGAGCCGUUCACGCCAUUACAGUAAUGUAAAAACUAAUUGCUGUCACUGGUCAGAUAUUACCUUCUUAACAUUGAAGUUUUCUUAGUUGAAUUCAUCAAUAAAUGUGAUAGUUAUUCACGUUG